Scophthalmus maximus (turbot) is the source of this 2452-nucleotide messenger RNA. RefSeq lists its product as uncharacterized. The record is from RefSeq and is a predicted model, not a curated record. Gene Ontology annotation, biological process: positive regulation of GTPase activity. Gene Ontology annotation, cellular component: intracellular membrane-bounded organelle; plasma membrane. The transcript has 11 exons. Bases 360 to 1496 code for a protein of 378 amino acids. NCBI's taxonomy places the organism in Eukaryota, Metazoa, Chordata, Actinopteri, Pleuronectiformes, Scophthalmidae. Gene Ontology annotation, molecular function: phosphatidylinositol bisphosphate binding; GTPase activator activity.
CCGCACCGCCCCGCACAGGGAGGCCGGAGGCAGGUCCGUCCCGCUGCGGGACUGGGGUUCGGCUCCAGGUGGCUGCAGGACGUCGCCACCAAGCUGAGGCGGAAGUUUUCCCAAUUGGAUCUAAACUUCCUACGACGCGUCACCUGUGUGCCGUGCCUGUGCCGUGCCUGCGCCUGUGCGCUCUUGCGCGCACUUGCCCGCUGGACAGAAGAGGGGGGAGUGGAGACACACCUUUACCUUUCGCGGCUGCACGGCGCCCUCCGCCCCACCCAACCCCACCACCCCCCUCCCUCCCCCUCCCCCCUCCCCCUCUCUCUCUCUCUGUCGGUGGAGGAAUAAUAAUCGCUCCGCGCGCGGACAUGUCGGCGGCGAACGAGAGGGCGACGCGCGCGCUGAGGGAGACCCUGCUGACCCCCGGGAACGACGCGUGCGCGGACUGCGGCGCACCGGACCCCUUGUGGGGCUCCUGCUCCCUGGGGGUGUUCAUCUGUCUGGACUGCUCGGGGAUCCACCGCAACAUCCCCGACGUCAGCAAGGUCAAGUCCCUGAGCCUGUCGCGCUGGGAGGACCACGAGAUGCAGUUCAUGGCUGAGAACGGCAAUGAGCUGAUGAAGAGAAAAUACGAGGCUGCUGUUCCAGUCUACUACUACAAACCAACGCAUAAAGACUGUCAGGUGUUGAGGGAGCAGUGGAUAAGGGCAAAGUACGAGAGGAAAGAGUUCUGCGAGCCGGGGAGGAAUUUUACAUAUGAGGAAGGACCUCGAGACGGCCUGUUGAUGAAGAGAGGGCGGGAUAACGGGCAGUUCCUGAGCAGGCGAUUCGUCCUCUCCGAGCUGGAGGGCACGCUGAAGUAUUUCACCAAGUAUGACGCCAAGGAGCCCAAAGCCGUGAUCAAGGUGGACACCAUCAACGCCACCUUCCAGCCAGAGAAGAUAGGAAACCCCAACGGCCUGCAGAUCACCUACCUGAAAGACUACAGCACCCGCAACAUGUUCAUCUACCACGAAAACGGCAAGGAGAUCGUCGACUGGUUCAAUUCAAUUCGUGCCGUUCAGCUCCACUACCUGAAGGUGGCCUUCCCCGGAGCGACGGACGCCGAGCUGGUGCCCAAACUCACCCGCAACUUUCUGAAGGAAGGGUACAUGGAAAAAACAGGUCCCAGGCAAACAGAAGGCUUCAAGAAGCGCUGGUUCACCCUCGACCAAAGGCGACUCAUGUACUUCAAAGAUCCACUGGACGCUUUCGCCAAAGGCGAGGUCUUCCUGGGCAGCAGGGACCAUGGCUACAACGUGUCGACCGGCUUCCCCCCCGGCACCCACCGCAACGGCGCCUGGCAACACGGCGUCACCAUACAGACGCCCGACCGCUACUUCGUGUUCACCUGCGAGAUGGAGAGCGACCAGCAGGAGUGGGUGAAACUCUUCAACGAGGUCAUGGACGCGCCCAUGUCCCCUCAGGAGUACACAAUGGAGGCCAUGUUCAAGCACAGGCACUGAUGGACCAGAGGCCUGCGGGACCAUCUCCUCUCCCCCUCAGUCCAUCACCGAUCCGACACAGGACCCACAUCGGUUCUGGCUCCGUUAGUACUUUGACUCGAGACUUGACUGUCAUCACGUUCAUUGGUCACCCUGGAGGCUGGUAGUGAGGUUAGGAAUGCCAACAAGAGGACCAUGGCAAUAUUCAUUAGUAAACUAGAUAUAUAAAUGGCCAAAAAAAAUGUCAAUACAUAUGUAGUAAUUGUGAUUAUUUGGGUUUUGUUUUAAUUGCUGCAGUUUUUUGUUUUCACUGCAAACUCCCGAGAGAUCACUUUCCUGUCUCUGGACAGUAACAAGGUUCGUCUUGGAUUUUAUGCAGCUCAUGUUUGAAAUAGUAAAAGGCAUUCUUGUCAGACUCAGUGCCGGCUGCCCAUGCUAAUGAACUAUGGGAACAUAAACACACUUACUCUCGGCCAGUGGAUUGAAUUUUUAAAGAAAUUAUAUUAGAUAUUCAACUCGAGAUAUAAGAAAUUGGAUGCUGUCAAGGUGAGAAGUGCCUUGGUCCCCUCAAGCAUUUUAUGCAAGUGUGAUAUGAUGAUUUGGUAAUACUAAUGAGGAAAGAGUCAAAUGGGUCAAACAGCUGCAGAAAACAACUGUAUCUGCUGGAUUCACAAUUACUUUUCAGGUUUUUUUUAAUAAAAGAAACAGUAUUCAUCAUUAUGUUAACUUCUCACACAUUUACUGAUAUUUGUAUCGUGCUCCAUGUGCUGUUUCAGUUCAAAAAGUGAAAAAUAGUUGUUGUUUUUUUUAUCUAAACUUAGCAACACUACAGUGCUACACUUACGUCAUGAAUCAAACAUUAUUUUCAUGGUUUUGUGUUUUCUUUAAUGAAUAUUCAAAUGUUGAUUUUGAUAUGCAUUCAUCAAGACAAUAAAGGAGUUUUGUACAACUGUAAGUUAGUACACGAUCUAACAGCA